This is a messenger RNA of Epinephelus fuscoguttatus (brown-marbled grouper), 6860 nucleotides long. It is a transcript of the gene megf11, whose product is annotated as multiple EGF-like-domains 11. The transcript has 26 exons. Gene Ontology annotation, molecular function: protein binding. The record is from RefSeq and is a predicted model, not a curated record. The coding region runs from base 354 to 3731 and encodes 1125 amino acids. Gene Ontology annotation, cellular component: membrane. Lineage: Eukaryota; Metazoa; Chordata; Actinopteri; Perciformes; Serranidae.
GGCGGUUCCUCUCAACAACACCUGACUUCUGCUCGUCUGCUCGUGCGCUGAACAAUGCCGGUGUGAACUCCACAAACUACCUCCUUUAACCUGCCUGCGUUUUGAGUUUCCCACUAAUGAAACAUGGAAGAGCGUGGUGCACCGUGUCGGACCCGCUGAAUUCUGUUUUGUUGAGGGCGAUAACUUUAAAAACCUCAAGUCUCCAGAAAGGAUCUGCGACCUGUCAUCACCUCUCCCAGUGAGUGUGUGUGUGUCUGGGCACAGCGGCAGUUCUGUCACUUUGUGCUUCCAGAGCGCCCUCAGCAUCCACAAAAAACACCAAGGGACCACAGGCUGCAGGAUUAGAGUGAAGAAUGGGGUCAUCUGUUGCCCUGUCCGCCCUGCUGCUUGUUCUGGACUUAACCACUAAUGUAUGGAGUCUGAACCCCGAUGACCCCAAUGUUUGCAGUCACUGGGAGAGCUACGCUGUGACUGUCCAGGAAUCCUACGCUCACCCAUUUGACCAGAUCUACUACACCAGAUGCACAGACAUCCUCAACUGGUUUAAAUGCACAAGGCACCGGAUCAGCUAUAAGACGGCUUAUCGGCGGGGAGUGAGGACCAUGUAUAGGCGCCGCUCACAGUGUUGCCCUGGUUACUUUGAGAGCGGAGACUUGUGUGUUCCUCUGUGCACAGAGGAGUGUGUCCAUGGCCGCUGUGUGUCUCCCGAUACAUGCCAGUGUGAGCCCGGAUGGGGCGGACUGGACUGCUCCAGUGGCUGUGAGAGUGACUACUGGGGACCUCAUUGCAGUAAUCGAUGCCAGUGCCAAAAUGGGGCUAAGUGUAACCCCAUCACAGGUGCCUGUGUCUGCACUGAUGGGUACCAGGGAUGGCGAUGUGAGGAGCUCUGUGAGCACGGUUACUAUGGCAAGGCAUGCCAACUACCCUGCCAGUGUCUCAAUGGUGCCACCUGCAACCACGAGACAGGAGAGUGCAUCUGUGCACCGGGGUACUCAGGGGCUUUCUGCGGAGAGCGCUGCCCCUCCGGUAGUCACGGGCCUCAAUGUGAGCAGCGCUGCCCCUGUCAGAACGGAGGGACGUGCCACCACAUCACUGGAGACUGCUCCUGCCCCACCGGGUGGACGGGUUCAGUCUGUGCCCAGCCGUGCCCUCUUGGCAAGUACGGCAUCAACUGCAGCAAGGACUGUUCCUGUCGUAAUGGCGGACUGUGCGACCAUGUCACGGGGCAGUGCCAGUGCGCAGCUGGCUUCAGUGGACGCAGGUGUCAGGAUGACUGUCCUGUGGGCACCUUUGGUCCGCAGUGUAACCAGAAGUGUGAGUGUCAGAAUGGAGCCAAGUGUCACCAUAUCAAUGGAGCCUGUCUGUGUGAAACAGGGUUUAAAGGCCCUAAUUGCCAAGAGAGAUUCUGUCCCCCAGGCCUCUACGGCCUCAUCUGUGACAAGUACUGCCCCUGUAAUACCACCAACACUGUGAGCUGCCACCCGCUUUCUGGUGAAUGCACCUGCUCUGCGGGAUGGACAGGGCUUUACUGUAAUGAGACCUGCCCUCCUGGAUUCUACGGAGAGGGAUGCAUGCUGCCUUGUAGCUGCACCAACGGAGCCGACUGCCAUCCUGUCACAGGCACCUGUAUAUGUGCCCCUGGGUUCAUGGGUGAGGACUGUGCUACAGUGUGUCCUCCUGGUCUAUAUGGACCAAGCUGCAUGUCCACCUGCUCCUGCCAUAAUCACGCUUCCUGCUCUCCAGUCGACGGCUCUUGCAUCUGCAGGGAAGGCUGGCAGGGUGUGGACUGCUCCAUCCUCUGUUCCAGUGGUUCAUGGGGUCUGGGCUGUAAUCAAACAUGCUUAUGUGGCAAUGGAGCUGCAUGUGACCCUAUAGAUGGCACCUGUACAUGCUCACCUGGGUGGAGGGGAGAGCACUGUGAUGAAUCCUGCCCUGAUGGCACCUAUGGGUUGGAGUGUCGUGAGCGCUGUGACUGUAGCCAUGCUGAUGGCUGUGAUCCAGUGAGUGGUUACUGCCGCUGCUACCCCGGCUGGACAGGAAUCCACUGUGAUAAUGUGUGCCCACAAGGCUUCUGGGGACCCAACUGUUCAGUCAGCUGUUCCUGUCAGAACGGAGGAUCCUGCUCUCCAGAGGACGGUACAUGUGUGUGUGCACCUGGAUACAGAGGGACAUCCUGCAAAAGAAUCUGCUCUCCAGGGUUCUACGGGCAUCGCUGCAGCCAGUCGUGUCCGCAGUGUGUGCACAGCACUGGGCCGUGCCAUCACGUCACAGGCCACUGUGAGUGCCUGUCUGGCUUUUCUGGCUCUCUGUGCAACCAAGUGUGUCCAAGUGGCAGGUAUGGUAGGGCCUGCGCGGAGAUCUGUCUCUGUACCAACAACGGCACCUGCAAUCCCAUCGAUGGCUCCUGCCAGUGCUUCCCUGGUUGGAUAGGAGAUGAUUGCUCUCAGGCCUGUCCCUCUGGGCACUGGGGCCCUGAUUGUCUCAACUCGUGUAACUGUCACAACGGAGCCCAGUGCAGUGCCUACGAUGGGGAGUGCAGGUGCAGCCCCGGCUGGACCGGACUCUACUGCACGCAGCGCUGUCCUUCAGGGUUCUACGGCAGAGACUGCGCUGAAGUCUGUCGCUGCCAAAACGGCGCCGACUGUGACCACAUCACUGGCCAGUGCGCCUGUCGAACGGGCUUCAUCGGGACGAGCUGUGAGCAGAAGUGUCCUGCUGGUACAUUUGGAUAUGGUUGCCAGCAGCUGUGUGAGUGCCUGAACAAUGCUACCUGUGACUAUGUGACUGGAACGUGCUACUGCAGCCCCGGAUAUAAAGGCAUCCGUUGUGAUCAAGCAGCUUUGAUGAUGGAGGAGCUGAACCCGUACACUAAGAUUAGCCCAGCGCGAGGCUCGGAGCGCCAGUCUGCAGGGGCUGUCAUGGGCAUCAUCUUUCUGCUCCUCAUCAUCAUGGCCAUGCUCAGUCUGUUUGUGUGGUACAGACAGAGGCAGAGAGAUAAAGGCCAUGAGAUCCAGCCAAGUGUGUCCUACACACAGGCAAUGCAUAUCACCAACACAGACUACUCCCUGUCUGAGUGUGGCAGUACUGUAGCGAUGAGGACCAGCGCUGCUGAGGUCAAUCAGAGCCAGGGCGGCAGCAGCAGUGGCCAGUGCUUCUCCAACCCCAGUUACCACACUGUGGCCCAGUGUAAUGUUGUCUCAACCAUCUCCAACAACCUGGAUGGCACUCUGACCCUCAAAUCGAGCACUCUGAAAAGCCGAAAUGGCUCAGAAUGGAGAGCCUACUGCAACCUCAACGACAUAGAUGUUCAACAAGGGGAGACGCAGACGCAGAGAGGCUCCAAAAAAGAUUACAUCAAGGGCUCCAUGUGCAGCAACAGCUCCUGCUCCCUGAAUAGUGAGAAUCCAUACGCCACCAUUAGAGACCCACCAGGGCUGGCUUGCAAGCACACAGAGAGCAGCUAUGUGGAGAUGAAGUCCCCCUCCCACCGUGAAGUGCCCUUUGGAGGCACUGCCACCCUCCUGGGCAGUGCGAGCAGGAAUGUCUAUGAUGUUGAGCCAACGGUGAGCGUCCUGCAGGGACCCAAUGGAAUGGCCACCGGCUUCUCUCAGAGCCCCUAUGACCUCCCCCGCAGCAGCCACAUCCCCAGUCACUACGACAUACUGCCCAUGCGUCACAGCCCCACGCACACACCCCCGCCACCCCCAGAAAGCCCCAGCUCUCUGCUCUAGAGGGCACACCCUCCACCUGGCUUUGACAGGGGGCCGGCAUCCAGGCAACAUUCAGCCAACUUUCAACCAACGGCCCUCCCUCUGUCUCCGAGUGUGUUCAAUUAGAUACUGAGAUGUCGAGAUGGAGGGACAGCCACAGCUCCUCUGGACCCUGCUCUCUUUGGCUCCCUCACUUACACUCUUUCUGUGGCCCUGGAGGAGGGAGGGGAGGAAAGAGUGUCCCACACACCAGCGACCAUUCACCCAUUUUAUUUUCUUAUAGAACUGAUCACUCAAGGUGCUGCCCGGCCUCUUUAUGGACCUCCUGAAGUGGAACAUAAUGGUUCCAAACAGUGCUAAGGGCAGCAUACGUGGAUUGGGUGGACAGAUUAUUUACAGGGAGAGAGCUAUCCUCACGCUCAUUUUUAGCCCAUGAUAUAGGUUUACUAUUCAAGGGCAGCCGAGUGUUUAUAAUGCCCCCUAAACAGAAGUGAUUUUCUCCACAGGAAGGAAGGUAUAGCAACCUUGACCGUUUCAAAGCAGGUGAAGAUUUAUAACAUACAGACAUCAGAGUUUAUGAAUUGUCACUGUGUGCAGCAGCUGCAGAUCACAGUACAGCUGACAUGAAGAGAUUACAAUCAUUUGCUCUGAGGUUAAGAAGAGUUCAGUCAAAUAGUGGAUUAUUCUCUGCUCUAAAUGUUAAACACAGACACACGGUCAGCAGUGAGCCAAGUCUGCUGAAGCAUGGAUAAAUAGUAAACUAUUGUAAUGGUCCUUUAUUCACUGUUAUCCAGUAAUGAUCAGACACUAAAUACUAAGAUGAUCACUGUCUGUAGCUCAGUAGCUUCUUUUAAGUUGCAGUGUUAAUGAGGCCUGUCUGGAGAUACAAUCAGGCCACCAGUGUUUAAGCAUCAAAGGUCCAAUGUGUAGGACUUACAGGGAUAUAUUGGCAGAAAUAAAUAAUAAGUAUGUUUUCCUCAGUGUAUAAUCACCUGAAAACAAGAAUCACUGCAUUUUCGUUACCUUAGAAUGAGACGUUUAUAUCUAUACAGGGAGCGGGUCCUCUUCUACAGAGAUUGCCAUGUUGCACCGCCAGGUUUCUACUGUAGCCCAGAAUGGAAAAAUCAAACACCAGCUCUAGAUAGGACCAUUGGUGUUUUCGUGCUUUUGCAAUGGGCGCAUCGGAAAAACACAAUUUUUUUUAACAUGAAACUGGUUUAUUCAGCGUUUGUACCAGUUUAAAUUAGCAGGUCUGCUUGUUUUGGAGAGGAGGAGACCUUUGUGAAUAAUUUGGCCCCUGAUAAAAUCUGGAUCUGAUAUUAUCAGAGUAAAACCGUGAGCACAGAUUAGCAGGUGCUUCGUUAGCUGCCUGUCUCUGACAUACCAAACAGUAUCGGAGCUAAAUGGACUAAACGCCUCGAUCACAAAAAAGCUGUGCACACAUUAAGUUAUCAGAGAAAAUAAGAGAGCACACAUUUGCAGGUGCUGGGCAAGCGGCCAGCUGCGAUGUGCCAAACUGUGUAGGAGAAACACUGAUUUGUAAAGUCAAACUGCUCUAUUCAGUGGUUUCGCCAGUUUUAAUCACCAGGUCUAUUUGUCUUGGAGAGGAAGAGACCUUUGCGCCAUUCAGUGUUUUUAAUGGUUUUAAUUACGAGAUCCGUUUGUCUUGGAGGGGAAGAGACCUCUGCAGAUAAUUCAACUCCCAGUAAAAACCUCAUAAACAAUGAAAGAAUCUUAACCGGGAGAAGUUUCAGCUGGUUGCAAUCUGUAAUCCUCACCACUAGAUGCCACAAAAUCCCCUUAAAUCCUGCACACUGGACCUUUAAAGGCAUUAAGAGAUAAACACAUAGAGUAGGUCUCAAGUUCAGAUUUUUCCCCCCACACUGAUGAAGUGAUCAGAUAUUGUGUUGUUUUCUAUGUGAGAGCAUUUUUCUCGCAAAUGUCUUAGUUUACAUUUUUAAAAUAUUGGGUGUUAAGAAGGGAUUACUUUGACUUUUUCCGUUUUGUAUUUAUAAAGCUAAUUGCUUUAUUUAUUAAUUUAUAUUAGUGAUGGUGACUUUUUAUCAAUGUGACACUAGAAUUAAACAACAACAAAAACAAAAAAAGAUGAGCAUGAUCAGAUUAUGGAUACCCACCGAUGUAGAUAACACACAAUUUAUCUUCUUGUGAGAUGAUCAGUGUCAUUUUGUGUGUGUUUUUUGAAGUUACUUAAAAUGUUCUUUCUCUCUCUCUCUCUGUCAGAUUGUAAAUUGAAAAUAAGGGUUCAUAUGACUCACAAAGACCCACAAAUACCCUGUGCAGUAUUUACAAACGGAACCACACUGUAUGUAAAAAAAAAAAAAAAAAGUCCAUUUCUGAAAUACUUUAUGUUUAUAUCAGGCAAAUUAACUAAUUUAUUAAUUUAACUUUAUUCAUUCACUAUGUGAAUUCCAUUUCACCCUCUGUAGAAGCAAUAACAUGUUGACAAUCGAUGCCCAGACAGCGUUUCAUUAGUGCUGGACAUUAUGCCAUCUUUGACCAGUGUGGUGACAGUGGAUCAUAUUUUACGUGACUGUUUUUCCUCCGAGGAAGGUUUUUCCAGUUGCUGUCAUAUCAAUGCUGCUUGUUGUUUUGGUACUUAAGUUUCAAAUUAAAACCCUAUUCUGCCAUCAGAAACCUGUUUGGGUCAGGUUAAUACCCCGGAUAGAUAGGCGAGGAAUUUACUUGUCAUUUCAGGGGUUAGACAGGAUAUAUCUGUGAAUUCUGAAACAUAACGACAGUGGAUGCUGACAAGAUUAAUGAAAGAUUCCACUCUAACAAAUAAGAAAUGUUAUUUAAGUGUGUUAGUGGGUGCCAGAAUGUUGUCUAGAGUCUAUAUAAAGUGAAGAAAAUCAUGGUCACACAUUAUUUUUAUUAGACAUGUUCCAGAUUCAUGAAUAGGAACAUUUUGUCAGUGCUCUCAUUUUAAAUAAGCUUUUCAGAGGAGUGACAACUACAAGAUUUACACAUGGUAGGCUUCACAGUUGUGUAUGACUUGUGAUUUGAACAGCAUUUUAUUGUUUUAAAGGUCUGUGAAGAUGUUUUUAAGAUGUAAUUUUAUUUCUCUCUAAACAUUUUUAUGUAUGAAUUAUAUGAUAAAUAUGAUGUAUAGCUUUAUAUACAACUGCCCAA